Phodopus roborovskii (desert hamster) is the source of this 310-nucleotide messenger RNA. Its product is annotated as leukocyte surface antigen CD47. Gene Ontology annotation, biological process: positive regulation of inflammatory response; positive regulation of phagocytosis; positive regulation of cell-cell adhesion. The transcript is spliced from 4 exons. Gene Ontology annotation, molecular function: thrombospondin receptor activity. The record is from RefSeq and is a predicted model, not a curated record. Lineage: Eukaryota; Metazoa; Chordata; Mammalia; Rodentia; Cricetidae. Bases 53 to 301 code for a protein of 82 amino acids. Gene Ontology annotation, cellular component: extracellular exosome; plasma membrane.
UUAUUCAAAAACGAAAAGCUAUGGGCUUAUUUUCUUUGUUAGUCCUACAGUGAUGCCUGUAUUUCUCCAAUACUAUAAGUUUAAGCCAGCUAUUGGGAGGACCCUGCAUGCCAUGAUUAUAUUUACAGUCGUUCAGGCACUGGGCUUUGUACUCAUUAUGGCAGGACUGUAUGUUACUGUAACUGAGUGUGCACCAAAAUAUGGCCCCCUUCUAAUUUCAGGUUUGGCCAUAAUGACUCUAGUAGAAUUACUCGGACUAAUUUACAUGAAAUGGCUGGAUCCACUGAUAGGGUUCAUAUAAGACACCAAG